Molecule: messenger RNA, 2115 nt
Organism: Kluyveromyces marxianus DMKU3-1042
Lineage: Eukaryota; Fungi; Ascomycota; Saccharomycetes; Saccharomycetales; Saccharomycetaceae
Product: glycolipid 2-alpha-mannosyltransferase domain-containing protein
Exons: 1
Coding region: 1-2115 (704 amino acids)
Biological process (GO): cell wall mannoprotein biosynthetic process; protein N-linked glycosylation
Cellular component (GO): membrane; Golgi apparatus
Molecular function (GO): alpha-1,2-mannosyltransferase activity
Source: RefSeq, a predicted model, not a curated record
AUGUUGCGAGACAAUGUGCGGCAUCUGUCGCAAAUGCAUCGCAAAAUAGUGUUAUUUGGAAUGUUAGCAUUCGGAAUGAUGGUAGUUUUGUAUGGAUUGAGCUCAUACCAGCCAGAAGUUAGGAAAGUUUGGAAGCUCUGGCCGGAACAAAAUAGUGUUGCCAGUAAUAUUGGGCCAAUAACUUUUCAAGGAGAUGUUUUGCGGGAGUCUAAGGUCAGUGACGUUUACCGUUGGAGAUUUGAGAGGUUUCAAUUGCGCUCAUUGAAUGGGGGUUUGAACAUUGCCUAUGACAAGCGUGCUUUUCUGAAGAAGGUUUCUGAUUGGGGGAAACGUUCUUCUGCAAAAACGUUUGGCUCUUUGAAAAAUUCUAGGGUGAGUUUCAAGUCGUUAGCUUCAUCCCAUGCAUACUUCAGGCUUGGAACAGACUCGGUGAAAACCGGAAAUGGUACUAUGGAAUCACCCUUUAGCAUUAGGCGUAAAAAUAGAAAGAGCGAAAACAAUAAUAACAAUAUAGGCAAAAAGAAGCGCAGAGUCUCAGGCCGCCAUAAGGCCUGUAUCUUAGUUUACCUCGGUGAUAUGCAGCAGUUACCGAUUUUAAAAAGAACUAUGGAGUCUGUGGAAAGGAAUUAUAACUGGAAAUACAAAUAUCCAUGGGUGCUUGUCCAACAUGGUAAACUGGAGUUAUCACAGGCGGCAAAAGAUUCUUUGUUAGAAGCAGCCUCGGGCGUUGUGAAGUUUGUUCACAUCACUACGCCUCCCACUGACAAUCAAUUGUUCAUGAACAGCCAACAAGACGGUAAAGCACAUUUUUCGAAAGAGAAGUAUCAAUUGCACAGAGAUGAGAAGUGUGAUUACUUAAAAAAUUUACAUCGUUUGAGGUUGAAAUAUCUCGAUGGAACCUUGCCUGAUAUGAAGGGCUCCGAUAUCUCAUUGUGCUCUAAAUUAUACGACCCCAGCUCCAUAAGCACUUCUCGCCUGCUCUCAAGUGACAUUUUUAGAUUAGAUGAGGUUCUUGAGUACGAUUACUUCCUACGGGUAGCCCCCGGUACUAUGUUUGAUUGCCAAGUAAGGUAUGAUAUUUUCGAUCGUUUUGCAAGCAACCCGUACGCAAAUGUCGGAAUAGCAUUCAUGGAAAAGACUCUAGAUUCAAGAAUAUUCUCGGCUUUAAACUUUACAAUUGAUCUGGUCAAAAAGGCACAGAAAGUAAAGCUUUCAAAAUAUUUCCAAGAUGAAAAUUCUAAUUAUAAUGGCAUAACCUUGGACACAGAAUCCUUCUUUGUUGGUAAGACAAGCUUCUUCAAUAGAAAACAAUAUAUUUCCUUUAUUCGAUUCAUGGAUAAACAAAGAACUGAGCAAAAUGCACCAUGGUCUGCGAGUGAAAUUAUAUCUGCAUUCUUUUCCAUUGUCUAUAACGAAGCAUCUUUUGUCGAUUAUCACUCGGGGAAGACCUUAAUAAGUCGGGAAGACAUCCUGGUAUACGAAGACUUAGGCGUCAGCGAUAUUAGCAUGAUGAACUCCAACUACGAUGUUGAUGACAUUGAUGACAUUAAAGUCGAAAAGUACGUGACUGCGAAACAAAGUUGCCCAAUGUCAUCAAAUGAAGAGAAUGAGCUUCUGCUCCGUAAUGUUUUGGACUGCAAUUGCGAUAUGGAUACUAGAUAUUUCUACAGAGAUACUAAAGUACCAAUGUCACAAUUGAAGUGGGAUUCUAAAGAGGGUAUUUCAAUAAUACCUAUCAAAGACACUAUAUUCAGAGAAUUUCAUGACAUGACAUUUGCCCAAAUGGUCAGAUCAUUAUCUGAGACCGCGGAUAGUAAUGAAGUAAAAGAAUUUGUUCACUAUUUCCAAUCCUUCCCAGAGAAUGAAAUGGAUAAUUUAGAAAACAUUAAGGAGUCUAAAGUUAUUAAUGAUGAAUACGAGAGGAAUCUACAAGAUGAGAGAUCUGCUAAAAUCCGUGAAAAACGUUUGAAGGAAUACGAACGGAUGAUAGCAGACAAAAAGAAGCAGCUUCAAGAAGUAGAGAAAAAAAAUGAAAAGCAGCUGGAGGAGCUGAAGGAAAAGUUAAAACCGACCGUAAAUGAACAAAAAAUCGACCAAAAUAAUAACACUAAAUGA